AGGCACCGAUGGUCUUGGAGCUCGACAGAACGGACAGUGAGGUUACGCACAGAACUUGAGCGCGCAGCCCUCAUCGAUCCGGACUAGUUUAGCUGGAAAAAAAGAAACAAAAGUUUGAAUCAUAGUUAAUAUUUUUUUUUCUUCUUCUCAUCUGAUCCUGAGCGGCAUCUGCGAGAAUCUGCACACAAGACAGGAUGUCGGAUCUUCCCGUGAAUGACCACCUAGAAGGGAUUUUAUCAGAUUUUGAAGCACUGAAGAGAUCUUUCGACGCUGAAGAUGUGGAUGACAUACCAUCUUUCUCCCCUGCCUCCCCCGUCUCCACCCCCAUAUCCCCCUCUUCCUGCCAUUACUUCCUCAACAAAGCUGGUGAGGAGCAGGGAGGGGGCAGCCAGUCUCCUACUUUUGCCUUCAAUAACAACAACAACAGCCUGGGCUCUGCAGCCCACUCCCAUAGCCGCCUGAGUUCCAAUGUCCUCCCGGCGCUCAAGUCUCGUCCUGUACUCGGCAGCCUGUCUUUUAACCGAGGAAGCAUUAACAAGCCAGUCAUUCACAACAAUGGCUCCUCAGUGACCAGAGCUGCUUCCUUUCAGAGUAGGCUAAAUCCCAACAAUUGCUCCGUGUUGUCUGGUCCAGGGAGUGACUACGACAGCCUUCACAGUUCCACAUCCAGCUUGGAGUGCUCUGUCGGGGGGGUAUAUACCCUGCCUCUUGCCAAACCAAAGUCAUAUCACAGCCCUCAGCCUCAGGGGGAGUACCAUGGAACCCAGCCCCAACUCCCACAACAUAACCAAGAAGCAAAACUGAAGAAGUUCUCCUCCCAUGGGAGUGUUUUCAACUCUGAGAUUAACCAAAAGCAGGGGAUGAUGGGUGUCCGGGAGCCUCGUGGGGUGAACCAUGGGUCCAUGUCCAUUCUCGACUUCCAAAGUCCUGAUGAAAGAGUAGGAAUAUCGAGUAUGCAAAGAGGUGGCAGUGAAGGCAGGAUGGCUCCAGGUGUGAAGUAUGUUGAUGCUAACGCAAACUGGAAUGGCCAUCUUAAUAAUGCCAGUUCAUUUGGGGAGGUGGGCUACAGCAAAACACAUUGCCAAGAGCAAGGGCCAAGGAUCCUCAAGUCUCCCCAGCCCCAGCCCAAGGCCAAAGAAACUCCACGUCUCAACAAGUUUCCCCUGGAUCUAGACAACUUGGUAAGCAGCACCUCAACCACUUUCCCCACCGAGGCUAGAGGAGGAUCCAUGAAACCCACUCCCCCAAAGCCUCCUCCAAGAAGCUCAGGAAGCCUCCAUCACCACAUUGGCCCUCCAUCCAGCGCAGCAAGCCCUUCAGCAUCUCUCAGCAGCCUUGACAGUUCUUCCGACACACCCUCCCACCCCUACCCCCAAUCCUUUGUACAGUACUCCCGAUCUUCUCCAACUCACUCACAAGGCUCCAUCUCCAUCUCAGACAUGCGUUGUUCCGUUGUACCCCUUUCUCCAUCCCAGAACGUCCAGUUGGAUAUUCUGCCGGGGCCCCAAGUUGUCCAGGUGGGCCCCAGCCUGCCUAGCCCUUCGAGCUCUUCCAGCGCCUCCAGCCCGAGAGCUGUUGGAUCUUUGGAAGAGGGCAUAGGCGAUGCCAGAGAUAGCGUAAGCUUAAUCUUACAGAGGAUUGCCUCUUUCUCUUCACCCGGCGUCGCUGAUAGCAACCCAGCAAGCGUUGCGCAAUACCCCACCGUCCAGAGCAACGGUGGGUUGUCAGACCACGCCCAGACCACGCCCAGGCCUGCAAGGAGACAGGAGAAGAAGCAACAGGAGGAAACUGCUAGAGAGUUGGAGACUGACCUUUUCACCCCAAUGGAGGAGAGAGGGGAGAAGGAGGGAGGUGUCAUCAGGCAAGAGAAAGAGGAUGAUGGCAAGAGCGACGGACAGCGAAGCGCCCAGACUCCCGUGGCAGAGAAGGAGGGGGACAGUGUGGAGAUUUACAAAGAGCUGGGGGAGAACGAAAAGGGAAUGGAGACGGAGGAGAUGAAGAAGGAGAUGGAGCUGGAGGCCGAGGUUAAGAUGGAGCUUUGCCCGCCUGUGCCGGGCACGCAGAUGAGCUACAUCCGGGGCACGGACCUGCUGGGGUACGUGGGCAUCGAGGCGGUGCUGGACCAGAUGAGGCGCAAGACCAUGAAGGCUGGGUUUGAGUUUAACAUCAUGGUGGUUGGUCAAAGUGGUUUGGGGAAGUCCACGCUGGUCAACACUCUUUUCAAGUCCAAGAUAAGCCCGAAGUCCUGCACGCCCAACUAUGAAGAGAAGAUCUCCAAAACAGUCAAAUUGCAUUCAGUCAGCCAUGUGAUUGAAGAAAAGGGGGUGAAGAUGAAGCUGACGGUGACUGACACUCCGGGAUUCGGAGACCAGAUCAACAAUGAGAACUGUUGGGAGCCCAUAGUGAAAUACGUCAACGAGCAGUAUGAGAAAUACCUGAGAGAAGAGCUGCAUGUCAACCGCAAGAGGAGAAUACCUGACAGCAGGGUCCACUGCUGCAUCUACUUCCUCCCUGCUACUGGACACAGGUUACGUCCCAUCGACGUCGAGUUCAUGAAAAGGUUGGGGAAGAUCGUGAGCAUUGUGCCCGUCAUCGCCAAAGCGGACACACUCACCAUCGAGGAAAGACAGGAGUUCAAAGAGAGGAUAAGGCAAGACUUGGCGGCCAACGGGAUUCGUGUCUACCCCCAGAAAGAGUACGACGAGGAUCCGGAAGAACGCAUCCUCAAUGACAGGAUCCGGGAGAGCAUUCCCUUCGCUGUGGUGGGAACUGACAAGGAGCACCAGGUGAAUGGAAACAAGGUGCUCGGACGCAAAACAAAGUGGGGAAUUAUUGAAGUUGAAAAUGUGGCACACUGUGAGUUUGCACACCUGAGAGAUCUACUCAUCAGGUCUCACCUUCAGGACCUAAAGGACGUGACACACAACAUCCACUAUGAGACCUACCGCGUGCGACGACUCAACGAGAGCAACAUAAACUUCAGCGAGCUGGGGCCGUCCACCUGGCCGCUGGAGAACGGAACUGACAAAUGCGAUUCAGAGAGCCAACUUUAAGCUCUCUCGUCGCGUUAAGACGGGAGGAGUGCUUGAUGUUCAGAACGAACGGGGAGGGGUGGGACAGGAGGGGAGGUGGGGUGGGGUGGGGGGGUUACUUUUCCCACUUAAAACAAGAUGGAGAAAUUGUAUUUUUCUUGUUUUUUCUUCUUCUUUUUUUUUAAUUAUGGGACCAAGUAGUGAAUUGUUUAUCAGUGAAAUUCUAUCUGUUUUACAUAAGACAUAUGAAAUGCAUAAAAAGAAAAAAAUAAUAAUAAUAAAAUGUGUGUGUUUUUGAAUGUGAGGUCACAUUCUGGAAGGAUGGCGGCGUGCAGAGAGCCAGGGGGUCGGGGGUCGGGGGGUCGGGGGGUCGGGGGGUCAGGGGGCGAGAGCAGGACAGUACGAUGUGGCGCAGCGAGAGAGGAAGCGUGAGCAUAGCUCUCGAAAAUGUGUAUAUAGUCAGCCCACGCCUUAACAUUCACGAUCAGUGUUGGAUCACGUUCAACCUCUUGUGGCUCAGUGGGAGGAAAUCCCUGCAGCCGCGACACAAAAAUCUGGCGGACAGACUCAAACCAGAGGAUGUAGACCGAUGUCCAAGUUUGUCGUGACCAGAUUCUUUUUACCAGCGUCCACAGACGAGUCGAUAUAGCAACGGAUGUUUUUGUUGCUCAGGUCAAAUGUGUUUAAAUGUCAUUCUAAUAAUAACAAUAGUAAUAAUAAUAAUAAAAAAAAACAUAAUGAUGUUGUUUGAUUUGAUGAUUUGAUGUGAAAACAAGUUGCAGCACCUAAAUGCUGCCGUGCCAAGUGCUUGCCUGUUCAUUCUGACCGUCUGUUAUCUGAAAAGUUCUGAUUCGGAUGGAAGUACGCAAAUCUUGGAAAAGUUUUGUCGUCCAGCCUGCUUUGGUUUUGUCGUGGAUUGGGCAAUUUUUUUUUUAUUUUUUAUUUUUUUAAAGAGACCGCUGCCCUUAUUUUCACAAAUGUGAUCUAAGUUAAUGAUAGAUUUGACUGACCGUAGGGAAUAUAAACUAAAAGAAUAAACCAUAGGAGCUCGGAGGGCAUGUGUAUCGACUGUUUUCGUCGUGCUGACUUUCAGCAUUUACUAACCACUUUUUUUCUAUUUUUUUUUUUUCAUGUCCACACUGGAUAGAACUGAUGCUGUUGAUGUGUUGAAUGUGCUUAGCCUGCGAUCAAUGUUUGAGAUACUCUUUAAAACGCUUGCAGUCCACAUUAAAGUGCCAAAACAACAGGA
This is a messenger RNA of Mugil cephalus (flathead mullet), 4281 nucleotides long. RefSeq lists its product as uncharacterized. Gene Ontology annotation, molecular function: GTP binding; molecular adaptor activity; GTPase activity. Bases 195 to 3053 code for a protein of 952 amino acids. Lineage: Eukaryota; Metazoa; Chordata; Actinopteri; Mugiliformes; Mugilidae. Gene Ontology annotation, cellular component: cell division site; septin complex; septin ring. The transcript is spliced from 11 exons. Gene Ontology annotation, biological process: cytoskeleton-dependent cytokinesis. The record is from RefSeq and is a predicted model, not a curated record.